AUGAUCCACCGGAGUGAAGCGAGCAAGGCGAAAGAUCGCAAAAGAGCCGCAGCACGUUGGUUUUAUCGAUAAAAAUAGUUUUAAACUAUUUUUCAGUUGGUCCAAACACAGCAAGCAAGAGGUUUUGCGAUUUUGAGGAAAAGGUGGGAGACGCCUCUGGGCAUUGAUUUGAAAUCACUUUCAGGUCAAAAAAAGAGGCACACCUUUUACUGACGGACUUUUCCAAAAAACGACGGUCGAAAAGGCGUUCGCAUCAGCUUCGCCGCCCGUCGACCCUUGUACUUGGUUAGUCUCGGAAAUUCAGCUCAAUUACACGAUUUUUUUCAGUCCUAUAUGCAUGAGAACGUACAGCGAGCCGUACAUGACGUACUGUGGUCACACUUUUUGCUACGAAUGCAUCCAAUCUGCUUUGGAACUGAAAAAAGAGUGUCCUACUUGUGGCGCUGCCGUUUCGAAUCAUCGGGCCAAUGAAGUGCGGAUUUUCACUCAUUAAAAGAGAGAGAGACAAAAUUUUAAACGAUCUGAAAGAUUCGCGAAGAAGUUUUUCCUUUUCCAGCAUCUAUCAAUGAGUGCGAAGUUCAUUUUUAAAAGCUUUGAAAGUUUUGAAAAAUGGUAGAUUAGAAAAAGAAUCCAGAAAAGGGUGCCGGAAAGCCGAUAUAUAGAUGUAUAUUUUUUUAAAGGAGCGAAGAAAAAGUUCAUCGGAAUUGAGAGGUUAACAGAAUAUUCCUUGAUUUUUCAGCCUUUUCCUGGAAAGCUUAUUCUAUUUAUCCAGGUUAUAUUCUCUACACAAUAAUGCUUGAAAAACCUUUUCUUCUCAAAUUUGAUCUUUUCAGAGCGGCGUACCUGGCUUGAUACCUAAUUUCGCCAUGACCAAAGUCGCCGAACACGUCGUCACGAGUACUAGAGUUCUCAAUAGCAUUAAAUUUAAAAUGGUGUCUCGGAAUCACUUCGGUGAUGUCAUAAAACUUGCUUAUUAAGAGAAUCAAUCCGGAGAAGAAGGAAGACUUCGUCAAGCUGUUACUCCACACUGAUUUGUCCGAAGAGACGACGGCUGAACUACUGACGGCCUUGAAACAAAAGCACGAAUACUCGCAGGAUCUGCAACGCAGAAUCAUGACAAAAGUCAUGGGUUAGGGAUUUAUAUUUAAAAAAAACUAGUGUAACUGGUACUUGGAGGGCUUUUCAAAUAGUGCGGCAAAGCUAAAAAAACUCCAAAAAGGUUUUCUUUUGGGAAAUCUCUUGAAUAGUGUUUUCCGAUCAAAAAAAUCUGAAUUCUAAAUUCAGAAAAAGAAUGUAUUAUGUCAUUUUUUUCUUUGAGGAUUUUGCAUUCUUACCUUUUCAAAUUAGUUUUUUUAUUUUAAGUCAAAAAGCAUUAUGAUAUUCAUUCUCGCCGUUUCAAUUUCAUUUUUAGAACUGUUAAGGAAAAAAAUCCUGUCGAGAACCAAAUAACAGUUGAAAAAGUUUAUUAAAUCUCUGGCUUUAAAACCCAAAGUUUUUUUUUGAUAAAAAUUUAGUCACUUUUCUCUGUUAGCUUCCGUUCAUUCAAAAGAAGAAAAGCUUUUUUUAAAUCAAAUUUUAUGAGAUACGCUUUCAAUUUUAUCUUAGAAUACCUCUUUUCUUUUCAAAACUUGAUAAUUAACAGGUAAAUUCAUAUCGGACCUCUCCAUGUACAAGCAGAACAUAAAAUCGUUCACUGAUAUGUGCAUCGACUACUUGCGCAAAGAUGCUGAGCUGUUGAACCAAAACGUGCCUGUGAGUGAUCGCUUGAGGGAGGUGGAUGAGAAAGAAUGUCAGGGACAACGCAUACCGCCGGGAAACGCGCUGGAACCGUCGAUAGUUCCGAAUCCAGAAGAGGUGGACGACGUUCACGCCUUCCGAGGACCUCACCAUGGAAUGUCGACCUCCUCGACUCUCGAAUUACUUGCAGGCGGUCUGGUUGAGAGCCUUGUCACCGCCGAGGACGAGUCUCCCAUGAUGGUUCAUUUUGAACUCGUUUGAAUAAGAAAUGAAAAAACUAAAUCAUAUGAAAUAUGAUUGUCGUAUUUUGUCUGUUUUUCUUAUUUUACUUUUGAUGCCCUUAGUCUAAUAUAAUUUUUUUUAACAGUACAGAACUUAAUUGGUUCAGGAGGAAGGCUUGACUCUCAAAAAAAUUUAAAAAAAAACAGGUAUAAAAGUUUGUUUCAAGCCCAGAGAGGGGGUGUUGACAAUCGUAAUUUUUAUUUUCGGAAGGUAGUAACGACUUCAAUUCAUGAAAACUCGGAUGGAGGGGUUGGCAGCCUUUAAUAAUGGUCUUCCCAUUUAUGAACUCGAUUUCAGAAUGCCAUAUUAUUUCUUUCCUCUGUUCUUGCAACAUGUUUAGCCUGACUGAAAGCUGUAGAUUUUUUUUACAAAAGCUCAGCGAAACUGAUAAGACAAAAAUUGCAGCUCGAGCGGAAAUACGCCUUGAGAGCUGUACGAAACUUCGAAGGCUUGAAAACAGCUUAUGAGAGUAUUCGUAUGAGAGGAAAAUGGGCAUACGGUCGGUUUUUCUCAAUUUCAAUAGUAUUUUUUUUUUUUUUACAGACAAUGACGCAGUUGCGCCCGCCAAGCUACCUUCUUUCGCAGACACUUUACCGAGAGGGCCGUCGCCGGAACGCACUUAUAAUCAAAACGAACGCUUCGACGCUUUCUCCAAAGUUUAUUUUUGUCAUCUUAUCAUGUUUUCUUAUCUCGCGAUUUACCCGUUUUUGUUUUAUCUGAACGUUUUGAAGAAUUGGCUCAAUGGGAAAAGUUCCUUAAAACCAUUCACGAAUGCAGUUUAUAACUUCGUUUUUAGAAAGUAGCAAGGUAUUAUGUCAAUUAAAAAGUAGUAGCUCUGAAAAAAAAAAAUUAUUUUCCUUUUCUGGCCAUACAUUUUUCGACGCAAAAUCCUGUAAUCUUCGAGUUCAAUCAAUCAAAUCAAUUAUUUUGUUGUUUUAGUCAGAUAUAAUCGAUUAGGCGGUGAACUAGAACUUUAAAAGCUAUAACGAACAACUGCCUUUGGCGGGCUAGAAGUCCUAGCGUGUAGGCGAAAAAGUGGAAAGCAUGGUUUUACGGUCCUUCGCCUCAAGCUUCUGCGCAUAGUCCGUUCAGUUGCUCUUUGCCGAGCUCAGAAUUAAGCGGCUGUUGUAGCUGGAGCCCGGAGACCGUGCUCUAAGUGAAAGCCUCGAAAUGAGAGCGACCACAUCGAGUGAAGAUUUUACACGGAAGUUCAUAAAAAAAUAACUUUUCAGUUCUUCAAUAACGUCAUCAAGUAUGGAGGGGCUCACAAAGUCGCCAAACUUCAAUACGACGUCGAGCCCCACUAUGGAAUGUCCAUCGUUUCCAGGUCUUGGAGCGAAAUUCAAAGUUUUAAUUUUAUAUUCUCCUUUUCAGUUUGGAGUUCAAUUGCGAUGGUGAUCAAUUUGUCGUGGCGGGUGUCACCAGAAAGAUUAAGGUCAAAAAAUGAUUAUUAUUUCGUUUCGUAGCAUUCCUAGUCUUCUUUCUGUUCCUUUCAAAUCACCAAUUUUUUUCAGGUUUUCGAUUUCAAUGCGGUUCUUUCGAAUACCGACCGUUUACAUCUACCGGUUAAUCAGCUGGUCUGCUCAAGUAAAAUUAGGUUUUAUUUCUUGUUCAAGUUAUUGUUUUCAUUUUUUUUUUUGCAGUUCGGUUUGCUGGAAUCCAUAUCAUCGGAAUAUUCUUGCGUGUACGGAUUAUGAAGGAGUUGUCUCGUUGUGGGACAUCCGCGGGGUAGGUUUUUGGAAAGAAAAAUGCUGACUGUUCAAAAGAGAUACUUGGAAAACGAUGAAAUUCUUAGAGGAACUAUUAGCUAUUGGCUUGAAAACACGACUUUUAUCAAACAACUAUGCCCGUUGACAAAAUUUCCUUUAAGAGCUCUCCAAAAAGGAAGUUCCACGAGCACGGCAAACGGUGUUGGAGCGUCGCCUUCAACAAUAUGGAUCCGAAUGUACUGGCCAGUGGCAGCGAUGACUCAAAGGUAGGUAGCCGCUUUGAAGGCCGAGGAGGCAGCGAUGCGCCGUGGCCGAGUCGGUUGCGCGCUUGCCUCGCACCCACGAGGUCGCUGGUUCGACCCCGUGCCAUGAUGUCAUUUCUUUACUUAUAAUCUGUCAAUCCUCUGAGAGUUUCUGACGAGAGAAUGGUAAUCUGAGCACUUCUUUUGCUUUUGUUUUAAAUGUUAUACAGAAAUUUUUAAUACAUUAGUUUCAUUUUAAUAAUCAAUGAUGGUUUUAAUUUUUCUAGAGAUGCGAAAAAAACCAUGGGAAUGAUUUUUUUAAAACAUAAUAGAGGUGAUGUCGACUUAAAAAUUAGAAUGACUUGAUUGGAGGUAUUGGCGGCGUUUAAAAAAAUAGUCUGCUCAUGUACUAAGGAAAUCCAGAGUGGUAUAAUGGUUAGGUAAAAAAACAGCCCCUAUAUGGGUCAAAAAAAGAUCUUUAUAGGGGUUAAAUUUAGGUAGUCUCUUAGAGGUUUAUGGCCCGACUUUUUAGCCUCUAAAGGUCAAGUGGUCUCUAUAGGGGUAUUUCAAUUUUUUGUUCAGGUUUGCAAAGAAAUAAAUCUUGAUAGUUUCAUCCUAUUUUUAUGUUUUCCAUAAAAAUAGUCGAGCAGCAUGUCCCGUAUAGGGGGCACUAACUGAAACUCAUCUACGGAACACUUUUGCAAGUUUUAAGGGCUUUAGAGGUUGAUAAAGCGGUCCCUCCAAGGGUUUCCCCGAAGUUUUCCCUAUAGGGCCACUUUGAAGUUUCUAAGUAUGUAUGCUACCUAGCCAGAAGUAGAGAAAUCACUUCGCUCAUGGCAUUUUUUCAGGUGAAGAUAUGGUCGACAAACUGCGCGGACAGCGUGAUAACGAUCGACGGACGCGUCAACGUUUGCUGUGUGGCGUGGAGCCCCAGCAGCAGUUAUGAACUUGUUUUCGGCUCGGCCGGUUCGUGAUCUUCCGAGAAAUUGAAAUCGAAAAUGAUUAUCAUCAACUUUGAAUAACAAUGAAAAGUAACCAAACUUUUGAGGACAGUUUGAAAUCGACUUUUUAAAUACUGAGAAAACCACCUGAGACCAGUGCCACAAGCGCCCGAAUUUGAAGGCGUGAUGGGUAAGUUGGUAACAGAUACGUGUUGCCAACUUAAAGCGUAUAAAGGAACUUAAAACUUCAUUUUUUUUUUCCAACUAAAAUCAUCGCAAAAUGUCCAAAAAAAAACAGAAAAAGGUGCAGUUUCCCUCACGAGUUAAUCGUAGGGUGCUACGACAAGAGCGAGUUUUCCAUUUGCGAGGAGUACUGUAUGCGGAAAUCCGUAUCGAGUGCAUACAUUUUGCGUGUUUACACUUUCGUUGCGUGACGUCACCGGGUCGGAAAUCUUCGAGUUUUUUUUUCGAAUAUUUUUCAAUUUUUUUCUUGAUACUGUUUUUCAUCGUGCAAAUAUCCUCGAGAAAAAUGCAAAUCUUGAAAAAAGCAAAAAAAAAAGUUGAAAAAUGUCCGCAACGGGAAAACUUGCUCUUGUCGUAGCACCACCCGUAGACGCGGCUUAGGAAGGCCAUGCCUUUUUGCGUCCCAAGCUAGCCGUGAAUUGGUAUAUAAAAUCUUCGUUUUUAUACCUUGAGCAAUUUAAAACGUAUCCUAAUGAAAAGCUGACUUUUGCGGAGGAAGUCGCUAAAUUUGAAGUUCAUAAAAAUUAUUUAUGACAUGCAAUUCAGUGUGUUUAAUCAAUAUGAAGGGUGAGAAAGUAAAUAUGAAGAGGACAUUACUACGACAAGGUUUUCAGGAUUUCUGAAAUUUCUUAGAGGAGAAAGGGUUUAAAGAUGAGAAUAUUUUAUAUCGCGCAGCCGUUUCGGGUCCCAAAAAUGGACGGCUUAGAGGGUGACCCAUCGUCAGCAUUUUACCCUCUUUCUUUAAAUCAAAAAGAUAUAAAAAGUUUUUAAGCUAUUACACCUAGGCGCAGUUUUAAAUUAAUAAAGUUUGGAAAAUUGAAAAGGAAAAAGAAAAAAACUGAGAAAUGAAGGGGGAAGAAAAAGAAAAAGAAAAAGGGAGGGGAAUGUAGUCAUCCAUAUCCGAUAUCGAUUGUAGGCGGCAGAGGUCAAAAGUUACGAAGAGGUAGAUUAAACUUAUGUUCUUGUGGAAGUCUAUAUUGAGAAUAUAAAGGUAAAAUAUAGGUUGAAUUUUGGAAUGUAGAGUGAAGAAGGGAUAUUUAUAAUGAAAUGUGUAUUUUUUGCAAAACUAAAUCCGAUUUUUCUUUGAAUUUAGUCCUAUUUAAAGUUUUUUUAAUUCAGAUCACGCCGUUCACCACUAUGACAUUCGGCAGCCUUCGAGGCCACUACAGAGACUCGUCGGCCACACGAAGGCCGUCUCCUACGUGCGCUAUCUCAACGACCACGAGGUCGUGUCGGCCUCGACGGACAACACCUUGAGGCUGUGGGACCUGCCCGGACGCCAGUGUACCAAGAUUAUGCGUGGCCACACCAAUGAGAAGAACUUUGUCGGCUUGUCUUCUUGUGGCGACCAUAUUGUCUGCGGUCCGUCACUUUUUUGGAGUGGAACACCAGAGUCGUCCUUAGGGUUCCAUGAAGGUUCCCCUCUAAGGGACACUAAAGCUUACAAAAGUGUUAUUUGAUUCUUGUUCUGAACUCUAUGAGAGGAAGCAUUUCCAUGCGAAGAUUUCAAUAACUUGGCUCUUUUUUUUUGAAUAUCAACAGAGGGUGAAUUUUUCAUGUUUGGCCAAAAUCUGGACAAAAGUUAAAAGACCGUAUAGGACCACCAAUUUUACCGCUAUAGGAGACACUUUUUAGGUCGUUUCCGUAAGUUGAGUUUCUAAAUAAAAUAAUUGUUGUUCAGAGAAGGCACUAAAGUGUGAAAUACGCCCCAAAUUCCGGUUCAUUCACUCGAAAAAUAUUAAAAGAAGGCCUUUCAACGAUAAGUCAAACCGUAUGAAAAAAAUGUUCAGGAGUAUUUUAAAUUAGUCGUAAACUUUAAUUAGUUUUUUUUUCUGUCGUGCUUGCUCUCAAUCAAUGCUACAGGAAGCGAAAACAACAAAGCCUACUUCUACUGCAAGGACUACUCGCGGCCGUUGUUCGUCUUCGACAUGUACUUAGACUUUUCGGCGUCGCCGAAGGUCUUCGUCGAUGACCCGGGCUACGAUCUGUCCCCUUUUAUCAAUUCGAGCUUGAUCACCGGCCCCCCGGAUCGCAGCACGAUUGUUCAGGUCUCUCAAAAGUCUCCUUCUUCUGAUAACGUUUUCAGGAGCACGACUCCUUGGUCGACGAGAUCGACACCACCGCCACGGAAAUGCCGAUGCAGCCGACGACUGCCGCCGAAGACCCACGCCUGCCGCGGCAGGUCGUCGUCAUCGAAUCUGACGGCGCAGCAGGAAGCGGCGCACGAGCCAACUCUGAGUCGCCAAUUUAUUCGGUCGACUCGACGGCCCCGCCAGCUGGCUCGUACGCAGCGAACGUGUCGACGACGUUGAUGUCCCUUCUGCCACCGCCGCCGCAACCGCAGUCGUCGCGGUCGACGGCUUCUGGCAGCGGACGUGUCGUAACUAUACCGCCAGAGAACAAGGGCUUCGUAUCGAGCGUCUGCUGGCGCCCCGUGAGUAGUCAACCAACAAAGAAAGACGAAAUCUCUUUUCUUGCUUUCGGAAAAACGUAAAUAAAAAGGAGAAGAUAAAUAAUAUAUCCUAUUUACGGCCAACUUGGGACGCAAAAAGGCGUGGCCUGUCUGUGCUCUCCAUGAACCAGGCACUGUCUAUUUUCUUAUCGUUUCAGAACCCUUUUUGGAUGGCUCAAGUCAGCCGUGAAUCAGCUAUAAACAUUAGACUUUUUUCCCCAACUUGAGAGGUUUACCGAGAAAAUAAUUGAAUUCAGUGGUUCUUUGGCUAGUCAAAAUGGCCACCCAAAAGACCAAUUUAAUUUCUUUCAAAGUUUCCACUUCAAAACUUUUUUUUUUAAGGUUUCUCAUUAAUUAAUUUCUAAAUGACUAGUUUAUUCGAGUUUGAAAUAAAAUAUUCAAAAAGUGAAAUAUAUUUUACAUCAAUUUUAAUAUUAAUUUUCAGAAAAGCAAUACCAUACUUGUUGCCAACAGCAUCGGGAAAGUGUUGAUCCUACGGGCUAAUUAA
Molecule: messenger RNA, 8114 nt
Organism: Caenorhabditis auriculariae
Lineage: Eukaryota; Metazoa; Nematoda; Chromadorea; Rhabditida; Rhabditidae
Source: the annotation of a GenBank genome assembly